UAGUACUCACAACAUUUGCACACCGCGAUUCAAUUACCCGAGCAAUUAUUCAUAAUCGUUAUUAAUAUUUCAGUUGAUUAAAUUAUUCUUUCGCGAGUUAUUUUCGCGUCGAAAAAAUUUAUCGACCCAAGAAAUUGAACGAUUAAUUAGUUAAUCAAUUGAACAAUUGAUUAAGGACUUGGGGAAUUGUUUAACUGACUAGUGAGUGAUAAUAAUUUGAGAGAAUUGCCUGCAUAAUUUGAGACAAUUGUUUGCGUUGAAUUUUUUAUCGUAAAUAGUUGAGUCGAAAAAAAGUGUCGACCCAAAAAAUUGAACGAUUAAUUAGUCAAUCAAUUGAACAAUUGAUUGAGGAGUUGGCGAAUUGUUUAACUGACUAGUGAGUGAUAAUAAUUUGAGAGAAUUACCUGCAUAAUUUGAGACAAUUGUUUGCGUUGAAUUUUUUAUCGUAAAUAGUUAAGUCGAAAAAAAGUGUCGACCCAAAAAAUUGAACGAUUAAUUAGUUAAUUAAUUGAACAAUUGAUUGAGGAGUUGGCGAAUUGUUUGAUUGACUAGUGAGUGAUAAUAAUUUGGGACAAUUGUUUGCAUUGAAUUUUUUAUCGUUAAUAGUUGACGUGAAAUUAAAACAUUGAGAAAUUGUUUUUCUCAUUUUUUUGUGUGGACUGAGGAGAAAAGUUUUCUCGAGCUUGAGGAUUGUUAAAAAGUGGGAAGAUGAAGUGCAUGAGGCGAUGUUUGGUCAUGUGGUGAAGGCACCGGAGGGGGUUGUUAUGGGUUCAAGUGGAAAAAUUAGUUUUUCAAAUUUUACGAUGACUCUCGGCGAGUUUUGGUGGUUUGCCGUCAUUGUUUCGGCUGUCGGGUGCACUGAAGCGAUUUUCACUGCACCGCUGCCAGAGUAUCUACAUGGUCUCACGGGUUAUGAAAUCACGGGUUUGAAUGGAAAAUCCUCAAAAAUAAUAAAGAAUGAGGUAAUGCGAGCAAGUGACGAGAAUCGAGCCAAUGAACCGAGUUCAAGGCGCGAUCCAGUGGUCGACGAGGAACAAACGGUUUACGUCAUUGAAUUUGAGUCUGAGCCGAGUGAGAAGAAUCACGAGCGCGGCCGCAAAUCGAUGGACUCUGACACAGAGGAAGCUGAUAACCAGAGUCCAUUGGAUCCCUGGUCGAUCGUCUGGUACAUCGGCUCAUUCGGGGGUCUCGUCGCCUUCUUCCUCAUCGUCAGCUGUUCGGAAUGGUGCUGUCGUCGAUCAGCUCGUCCCCUAGGAACCCCCUACGCCCAGAGAACUGCUGAACCCGUAACGAUAACUCGAAAUGUUACAGACACACCACCACCACCAUAUCACCUCUUCGCACCACCCCCUUACGACUCGGUUAACUACAAUGAUCUCGUCGAUAAGACCACAGGGGAGAAAGUCGAUAUCUACGUUAUUUCUGUACCAAUUACUGCCACCGAGCAGACGGUACCCGCGUAGUUGAUGAAUUGUUUAAAUCUUCGGAGGAAAUGCGAGUGCCUUAAUGUAUUCCAGAGCCAAGUGGAUUCUCAAGUCAAAUGUUAAUUAUGAAAUUGUCGAAGGGCUUCGGGACACAGCGUCAGAUGAACAUUUUUGCAGAUUCAAUUUUCCCGUUAAAGAUGAGCUGAUAAUUUAUUCUACAAUGAAUAAUUAACGAGGUAAUUUCCUAGUCAAGAGGGGAAAUUUUUUGAGAUGUGAAAAUUGAAUUUUUAAGUGGACAUCUGCCGAUGUGUCAGGAGAGAUUUCAGACCGAAAAUGUCUGACGAUGAUUCCUCUUAUAAUGAAUAAUUUGCGAGGAUUCAUUACUGAGGAGGAGCAGUGGCCGGAAUUAACUGCUGGAGCUCUGUUGAUUAUUUAAUUGUCUCGGUAAUCAGUGGUUUUAGGGGAAAACGUCAAAAAGCUUUUUGUGGAGAUUUCAAUUUCCCAUCGAAAAUUUCUUGUGAUGGUUCCUUCUAAAAUUAGGAAUUAGCGAGAUAAUUUAUGAGUCAGUGGGAUUAUGUCGUGCAUGUGGAAAUAAAACUGUUAAUUAUGCAAUUAUGCCAGAAAAAAGUCAAAUGAGCUUUUCGGCAGACGACCCAAUUUCAAAUAAAAAAUAUCUCAUGAUUCCAUCUAAAUUGCAUAAUUAGUCAGGUGAUUGAUUACUAAACAGGUGCAAUGACCUGCACGAAAAAUUCAAUUUGUCGAUUAUUUAAUUAUUUCGGUAAUCAGUGGUUUUAGUGGAAAACGUCAAAAAACUUUUUGUGGAGAUUUCAAUUUCCCAUCGAAAAUUUCUUGUGGUAAUUUCUUCUAAAAUUAGUAAUUAGCGAGAUAAUUUAUGAGUCAGUGGGAAGAUGUGGUAUUCGUGGAAAUGAAAAUUUUAACUAUGCAAUUAUGUCAGAAAAAUGUCAGCUGAGCUUUUCGGCAGACGACCCAAUUUCAAAUAAAAAAUAUCUCAUGAUUCCACCUAAAUUGCAUAAUUAGGGAGGUGAUUCAUUACUAACUAGGUGCAAUGACCUAACCGAAAAGUUCAAUCUGUCAAUUAUUUAAUUAUCUCGGUAAUCAGUGGUUUUAGUGGAAAAUGUUAAAAAAGCUUUUUUGUGAAGAUUUCAUUUUCUCAUCGAAAAUUUCUUCUAAAAUUAGUAAUUAGCGAGAUAAUUUACGAGUCAGUGGGAAGAUGUACACGGGGAAAGGUAACUGUCAAUUAUGCAAUUAUCUUUGCGUCAUGAUUGAUUUGGGGACAGAAUGAGCUUUUCGGCAGACGACCCAAUUUCAAAUAAAAAAUAUCUCAUGAUUCCACCUAAAUUGCAUAAUUACUGAAGUGAUUCAUUACUAAACAGGUGCAAUGACCUAACCGAAAAGUUCAAUCUGUCGACUAUUUAAUUAUCUCGGUAAUCAGUGGUUUCAGCAGAAAACGUCAAAAAGCUUCUUUGAUCGCUUGUGCGUAAAGUGAAAUUUUCGAGUGAACGAGAAAGUUUUUUUGAUGUUUUCCCCUAAAAUCGUUCGUCAUCAAGACAAUUUUAAUUAAAACCGUUUAAGAAAUCUGUUAAUGUCCCAAUUCAAUGAUCAAUUCAAUUAAUCUUCGAUAACUUUCCUCCCUUUGGGUCGGAAGUUGAAAAUGAGAAAUAAUCAUAACGGAAUAAAAAAAAUUCGAGGGGGAGAAAAGAAUCUCCGGCUGCAAAUGACCAAAGGAUUGGUUGUCCGAGUGAGAAAUUCGAUUUCUUAAAAAUAUUUAGUAUUAUAAAAUCAAUUAUUCACUUUCACGUUAAUAUUGCACUGUAAAAAUUGUUAUAAUCCGUAAACCCCUCACGAUUCUCCAUCGCUCGAAGGAAAAAUAAUCAUGAAUCAUAGAUAAAAUCGUCAUUCCUGAGGAACAAUUUCAGAAAUCGAAUGAAAAUUGAAAUUUCCGAAUCAAAUGAAAUUUCAAUUCUCAUUUGCCAGUCGAAAAAAUAUAUUUAUGCGUUAAAAUUCACGAACUGAUUUUCGAAAAAUCUAAAGUUCUGUCUGGAUUGAUUAAUGCAGUAAUCCAUAAAAUAUAAAAAUGUUCAUGUAACUUUGUAAUUAUCACGCGUAUGAACAACUUCAAUAGAAAACCUUGGCCAAUUCGCUAGAAAGUUCUAUUGGAAUUUUCUAAAAAUUCUAUGGAGAUUCGAUUAAAAUUCUAGAGAAUUCUCGUUAAAAUUUUAUGAGCUUUUUGCACCGAUUCUAUUAGACAUUUGACAGGAAAAAGUCAACAGAUUUCGAUGUUUCUGUUUCAAUUUUUCUCUUGAGAUUUUUUUUACUAAAGCUAUUGUUUUGGAUUGGAGGAUCCAAGUGAAAAAAACUUAGCAAAUUUGAACCCAAUUAUUCUCAUAGAAAAAAUUACAAGAAAAUAUUCAUAUAGAAAAAUCGAAAUCUAUUGAGUUUUUUCAAAAAACAAUU
Messenger RNA from Diachasma alloeum, 3899 nucleotides. RefSeq lists its product as uncharacterized. The record is from RefSeq and is a predicted model, not a curated record. The transcript is spliced from 3 exons. Lineage: Eukaryota; Metazoa; Arthropoda; Insecta; Hymenoptera; Braconidae. Bases 726 to 1463 code for a protein of 245 amino acids.